UUGAGUUUUUGACUUCGUUUGACUUUUAUAUUGAUCUAAUUUUCAAAAUAAAAAGUGCAUAAUUACACUAAUAUUUUUUAAAUAAAUAUACAAAUGUAAUUUGGUUUAAAAUCUAAUGAUAUACGAUGAGUUGUUUUUAUUUAAAAAUUUACGUUCUUUUCAACGUUAUAUAUAUUUGUUUUGGACUAAACAGAGAUGAAAUUAUUUUUCAUUACAAUAAUACUUACAAAUACAAUGAACUAUACACGGUGGCUGUCAGUAAGAACACAGAAUACAUUAUGGAAUUUGCUGGCGACUACGAGGCGUAUGACACGCCGGCCCGGGUGACGGUCGCCAGCGAUUUCGCGAAUCGUACGUACCCACUCUUCAUCACGGCCAGGCAGCAGAAAGGUGUCUUUUCAUGGCAGCUUCCCAUGACGGUGCAGACGAUCAGCGGCUUGGAGCAGUUCACGAACAUAUCGCGUACUCUCUGCCCGCACAAUAAUAUAUUCUCCGAAGACGAAGAUACUUGCCUCAGUGACAAAUGGAUUCGAGUGUACUGCGGGCCGUUAAUACAUGUGUCCACACUGAACACACCCAUAGUGCACCUGACUUCCUCGUCGCCGGAUCCCAUAAACGUGACCAUCCUGGUGGAGACCGUCCAGGAUUUCUACGUGAAACUGAACGAAACGACGAAUCUGACGAGCACACCGAGCCAGCCCAAAUACUAUUUCUACCCGUUCGACCAGGGCCGGAACAGCGUGGUCGAUCUGGCAGCGCAGAGGGCGAGGAAGAAGUAUUUAUGCACUGGCAAUGGGGGGGGCAAGCGGUAUUUCGUGAACAGAAAUUUGGAUACGGCGUACGGAUGGUUGUCUCGGCCGAAGAGCGUCAUUCUGAUUAUUGAAUCGGAUGACGAUUUAUGCGCAGUUGUGUCCAUUCAGAACUUCUCCUGUCCAGUUUUCGACAAUGAAAGGGAUAUUUUAUAUGAUGGUUAUUAUUUAACAAUGACCAGGAGAGGAGGUAUUACGUUAACGCAAGAUUCAUUCCCCGUUGGCUUCUACAUUGUAUUCAUUGUGAAGACAUCGGACGAGGACUGUACCGGACAAGCUACUGGUAAUUCGAGUUUACCCAAAAUGGCCCAGUAUUUCGGGUGGGACGAUUCGAUCAGUGUACCAACGAACGAUGGCAGAGUCAAAACUUUCAGUUUACGCAUAAUUGAGACAAUAUCAUAUCAGGAGUAUAUGAUAGCCGCGGGCGCAGCGUUGGCUUUCUUUCUAUCCUUCUAUAUCGCCUUCAUACUAGUUAUUAUCUUUCAGAGGCGCCGGAGCCACCUUACUGAGGAGCCACUAUUAGCGCCGUCGACGCCGCACGACAGCUCGCUGGCGUCGCGCGGCGCACGCGCAGAGCGCAGCGGCAGCAGCCGCCACUGCGACGGGGAUAAUAAUAGGACCGAGGGUAGUUCGUCAUCGGACACCGACUCUGACCUGUCCACACUGGACGACAUAAACACGGAAAAAGAUCUCUACCUGCACGGAAAUAAACUCUGUGUUGCCAAUUUAUCCAGAUGCCGGCCCCGGGUGCUGUCCGCGCGCUCGAAAAUGUAUCUCUGGAACGUGCUAACCGUCGCCGUGUUCUAUACUCUGCCAGUUAUACAACUCGUGGUCACUUAUCAGAGGCUACUGAACCAGUCGGGGAACCAGGAUCUGUGCUACUUCAACUUCCUCUGUGCGCACCCGCUGAUGGUUCUCUCUGAUUUCAACCACGUCUACUCCAAUUUGGGCUACGUGCUACUUGGCGCUCUGUUCCUAGCCGAAGUGUGGCAUAGACAUCGGAGGUAUAAGGAGAAUAACGUAGAGGUCGGUAUACCGCAACACUUUGGCCUGCUCUACGCAAUGGGUAUAGCCCUGGUGAGCGAGGGCUUACUCUCCGCCGCGUACCAUGUGUGCCCGAAUAGCAUGAAUUUCCAGUUUGAUACGUCCUUCAUGUACGUAACAAGUGUGCUGUGUAUGGUGAAACUGUACCAGGCGCGACACCCGGACAUAAAUGCGCGUGCGCACGCAACGUUCGGUGUACUCGCAUUGAUCAUAUUCAUCGGUCUCGUCGGCGUCCUGAACGCUAACUUCUACUUCUGGGUCGCCUUCACUGUACUACAUCUGGUCACAUGUCUUGUGAUGACCUUCCAGAUCUAUUAUCUCGGAAGGUUCCGUUUGGAGCUGGGCGCGCUGUGCCGCGCGGCGCGCGCGCUCGUGCGGCGCCCGCUCGCCGCCGCCGCGCCCGCGCGCGCCGGCCGCUGCGCGCUGCUGCUGCUCGCCAACCUCGCCAACUGGGCGCUCGCCGCCUACGGGUGCGCUCCACGCCGCUCCACACCGCACCACACUACACUACACUACACUACACUACACCACACCACC
Molecule: messenger RNA, 2390 nt
Organism: Zerene cesonia (dogface butterfly)
Lineage: Eukaryota; Metazoa; Arthropoda; Insecta; Lepidoptera; Pieridae
Product: SID1 transmembrane family member 1-like
Exons: 17
Cellular component (GO): membrane
Source: RefSeq, a predicted model, not a curated record